Messenger RNA from Suillus fuscotomentosus, 2772 nucleotides. RefSeq lists its product as uncharacterized. The transcript has 10 exons. The coding region runs from base 1 to 2772 and encodes 923 amino acids. The record is from RefSeq and is a predicted model, not a curated record. NCBI's taxonomy places the organism in Eukaryota, Fungi, Basidiomycota, Agaricomycetes, Boletales, Suillaceae.
AUGUCUAGGACAGAACUAGAACACAAGGAUGAUGAAGCGACCAUUCCAUUCAGCGACUCCCUGCAUUUCUCUGACCAUCCUGUUCCCCGUCAUCUCACCAGCUCACAGAAAAGGGCCAAUCAAUGGCACAGAUGGUCAGAAGACAUCAUUCCAUGCAUGAUAGUGCCCUAUCUAUCUUAUAUCGAGGAGACUUUAUCGCUACGCCAUGCCAACAUACCAGGAGAACGCCAUUCAAAUGAUGGAGAGUGCGGGACUGGGUGCAGAACUCGUAGUAUCAAGGUUGCAUGCGUACUUUUCGACGCUUUCGAAGAAAUCACCAUCAUUGCCUGUCCUUGUUUUCCCGCCCCACUUCAGCUUCUUCGUCGUGGCCUUUUUCCAUGUGCACCCAUGGUUCCCUCUCUGGCAGUAGACUUACGAGCUCUGGAGUUCGUUCGCCUCCUCUUCGUUCAUCAGUCCCCCAACCAAACUGCUUGGUGCGAUGCUCUGGAGACCUUUCUUGAUGGAAUGAGAUACAAGUUGACAUCGAAGAAUAGCUUGUGGCGUCGCUUCAGCAAUGUGUUUCACUGGUACCAGGUCUUGACUGUGUUGGCUCUGGAUCACAUCUCUACCCUCAUUACUGAUGCCCGGAAGGACGGUUCUUGUGUGGACCAGCCUAGUGAGUAUCUUUGUUCGCGGUGCCCACUCUGUUUCGGAGGGAAUGAUUGGCGAAACGAAGUGAGAGGUUCUCCUUCCAUGCCAAAUAUUAUUGUGUGCAUUGACGCGUGCUUCACACAAAAAUGUUCCACAAAUCCUCGCGGUGCUACUGGCAACGAUCCUCCUAACCCAACAUCGUCUUUCUUUCUACCGACGGCCGAUGUGAACGCAAUGGAAGAUUUUGUUCAAAGGUGUCGUGGAGAAAGUCGUCAAGCAAGGGCCUCCAGGGCGGAGCCAGACGAAGAUUGCUAUGAAGAGGGCAUGCGUGUACCAGUGUCGGUCUUGAAUGGGUGUGGAGACUCUUUCAUCGCUGCAGACGAAAAGCGAGAGAAGGCAAGUACUCGCUUCUUUACCGAUACAGGCCUGAUGGCCUUGCUUUGUAGACACGAUCGUGUACUGUGGGUUGCGAACCUCACAUCGGCGGGAGAAAAACAACACUAUGUGCUUGCUCUAUUGGACCGGUUGUUUAAACAUCUCCCUGCUCAGAUGACCAUCGGGCUUCUAUAUGACAUUGGAUGCCAGCUCGAACGGAGCUGUCGCAAGUGGAAGUUCAUGGACAACUCUAUUCUAUCUCGCAUUGCGUUUGCUGUUGCCAUAUUCCAUGCCUAUGGUCACCAGUGGCCUUGUCAGAUUGUGUACCACCCCAGGAAGAAAGAAGGAUUCGGACUUUUCCUCAAGCCCCUCAUCCCCUCCUUGCGUGUUUCUGGGUUUAAUCAGCGGCUUUUCGUCCUCGACACACAAAUUCGUCAUCUGGACUCAAAAUCAUUACAAGGGUUUGGACAUUGGCUCCAUCGGCGCUGGAUCCACUGUCAAACGAAGAAAAAUGGUGCACUGGACAGUCUACAUGACUUACAGGUGGACGAACAUAUGCUUCGUGUAGAAUGGAAGGCUCAGGUUGAUCACCAGAUGAAACCCGCACCACGACAAUCUAGAAACAAGGCGGUGGAGGUGAUUACUACCAUCCUAGCACUGGAGAAGACCCUAGAAGCUCAGGAGGCUUCUAUUCGUGAGCUCGAGAUGCAGCUCCAUGGUGGCCGUGUCCCUGACAUUGUCGAGUUCAACCUGCAGCUUGCAGACAUCCGCUCACGGCGAGCGAAAACUGCUGACUCUCUCCGACGACGACGAGCUGCGCUUGGAACGGAGGACAAGGUCAACCUGGAGAAGAUGAAGAAGGAUGUUUAUCUUACGGUUCGCUUGAAUGCCCUUGCAGUCAAAACUCGUAUUCGCGACCGCCUUCAUCAAUGCAAGUUUGAGUUUGAGAGACUCAAGAGAUCGUACAGAGCAACAAUCAAUGCUGAGCACAAGCUUCAUGCCAAUACUCAGCAGUCGAUCAAGCGGCGAGAGCCCGGCAUCCUCAAAUUAGUUUCAACGUACAAUGGUUUGUGUUCUCAACUACGAUCUCUUAUACGCCAGCGUCGAGCACCUCCUUAUGCUGUUAUGCCUCACAUCAUCCCGCGUGAUGGCAUCUUUCUGCUUGAUGUUGAUGACGACAUCUGGCAAGAUGUUGGGCUUGAUGAUGACACUAUAGUGCCGCCAGCAUGGCUAUCAGAUGAUGCCGUUGAUCGGUGCAUGGAGGAGGAAGCUCGACUGAUGCGUGAGAGGGCUGUCAUUCAAGAAUGGAUGUUGGCGGAGUGGGGGGCCAUAAGAGGUGCCUCGAACAAUGCAGUGACAGACGCAGUCAUAUCUUUCCACCUUCGGUCUUGUGCGGAUGAACUCGUCAACAUAUGUGUAGUCUGGAAGAAAAAGGUUCAGUGUAUUCCUUGCACAUGGCCAGUUGAUGAGAGCUGGGGACCCUCUGACGAAGCAUUGCUUCAGGCCGCUCAUGAUCAAGCGCAGUCAUCCUUUCGUGAUGAGGAUGAUGCCGAGAGUGUGGAAGGGGAGGAAGGUGAUUGCGAGGGAGACCUGGAAUAUGGUGAGAUCGGAGAUGAGGAACUGAUGGAUGCUAUUGAAGACAUUGCACUAGCGGACGAGUACAGGUAUGAUCACAGUAAUGAGUUAUUGGAUGACAUGGAUGACAUUGAUGAUCACUUUAUGCCUUCCUCCCCUAUUAAAUUGUCAAAUAAAUGUCGGUGCAUAUAG